Messenger RNA from Encephalitozoon cuniculi GB-M1, 417 nucleotides. RefSeq lists its product as uncharacterized. The transcript has a single exon. The record is from RefSeq and is marked provisional. Lineage: Eukaryota; Fungi; Microsporidia; Unikaryonidae. The coding region runs from base 1 to 417 and encodes 138 amino acids.
AUGUGCUCGGAAAUUAGGGUUCUUGAAAGAAACAAUGGUGCACGUAUAGAUACUCUGGUCUAUGACCACAUGAUGGCACACAUAGUCUUUAACACCGAGAUGGAUGCAUCGCUGCCCAGGAGUCUUCCAAUAAACCAGGUGGGAAAUGGUGGAUCGCUUAAGGUGUUUGUCAAUUCCAAGAGAGUGGACUUUGCAUACGAACUUGUGUUUGGAUAUGCCUUGGGUUGCAUCGGGAUCAAGGAGUAUGACUGUAGAGUCUAUUUAUUUGAAGACGCUGAUGACUUAUGUGUGCUAAAGAGCCUCAUAUUUGCAAUUGGCGAGGAGUUCAAUGCGGGAUUAAAGAUUUUCCUGGACGAUGGCAGGGUAAUGAUGUCUCUAGGAGAGAAGAUAAUCUAUGAAACAACCAUAGCUCUAUAG